This is a messenger RNA of Cotesia congregata, 3023 nucleotides long. NCBI's taxonomy places the organism in Eukaryota, Metazoa, Arthropoda, Insecta, Hymenoptera, Braconidae. The record is from the annotation of a GenBank genome assembly.
AUAAUUCAUAGCUUAUUGUUUGUUAUUAUUUUAAUGACAUUAUUUUAUUUAAUUAUUUUCUUAACUAGUAUUGAUAAGUAUAAUUAUAAUUUUAAUCCACCUUUUUGUCCGUCAUCUCCCAGAAGGAUACUUUCAAAAUAACAUAUCUAACACUUAAACUCAAAAAAUGUAUUUGUUUUAGUGCAUUUUUCCGAAGAAUUACAUUAUGAAAUUUCAAGUAAUUAAAAUUCUUAUGCAGUACGAAAAACUGUCUGAAUAUUUUAUUAAAUAAAUAUAAAUAUACCUGAAUUGUUAAAAACGAAGUAUUUAAUAAAAUUUUUGUUGAAAUAUUGAGUCCGUCUACAAAAAUCAUUCUCUUUUAAAGUUAUAUAGUGGAAGCUGAGCUAGUGAUUUUUAAGUUUAAUACACGAUUAUAGACAAAGAUUUUGAAUAAAACAGAGCAUAAUAAUAAUGGGAUUUUUCUAUACAACUUUGGCAAGAAUCACCUAAAAUAAUCUUUGAUCUUUAGAAAUCAUAACAUUCGAAUAAAAUAUUUACGGAAAAACAAACUUUGAUAUUUGAAACUCAAAAAAUUUUUAAAGUAUAAUAAAGUUUAAUUAAAAAAAUUUUAUUUAGUCAAUUAUAUUCUUUAUCUACUUAAAAUCAUCAUACAUUAACGGCAGCCUAAUCGUUUUUUGAAUUAUCCAUUAAAAAUUUUAUAGCUUUGUAAAUUUUCUUGAAUCUUAAUAAUCAACAUUUCCUCUUAAAUUUUCCAUGACAUUAAAGAAAAUAUGGAGUGUCAUCUUGUCACCGUGUACUUGCUUCAAUAAAAACCGACAAUAAAUACAGUCAGUCAUUAAUACUUAAUCGUGUUAUCGCGUAACUACGAUUAUUAUCAUCAUUAUAUACAGUACUCACUCGAGCCGCUUACCACUACAUCGACAAUGUAGACACGAGUCAUACAAUGCUUCAUGAAUUCACAGUCACUCUGAAUCGCGUCUAUCAGUUACACGUUCCAGUGACUCGUCACAUUAAAACUUUAUUACUAAAACAUACAAAGUAAAUCAUAAUCAAUAAUAUUUCGUAUUUUAAAUUGCUCGCACUUAAAAUAGUGAACUCUUACAUUUUUUCAUACUGACAACAUCGAAACUUUUAUAAAUAACUAGAAGAAUUAACAGACAAUUAAUUAAUAAAUAGAGUCAUGACGCAAUAUAAAGCGUAAUCUGAUCAGUUGUCAACCGUUCAUCUAAUUAUAUACUACUGCGUCAUAAGUAUAAUUGUUAGUUAAAUUUGUAAACAUGACAACCUAACCUCAAAAAAUUAUUAAAUUAUCAAAAAAGAUUUUAAAAAAUUUUUAAUUUUUUGAAAUAUUUUAAUGAUGUGAAGGUAAAACUUGAAAAUUAAUUGACAAUUAUGAUCGCCGAAACAAUUAGUGCAAUAUUAAUAAUUAUUGUUAUUAUUUACUACUGGUCUAUAUCAACGUACGGUUACUGGCGCGAACGCAAUGUAAGCGGCCCGAAUCCAUUACCACUGGUGGGUAACUUCAAAGAUGUACUUCUGGGUAAAAAAUCAUUCGGUCGCUGGCUUGACGACUUUUACGAUCAAUACCCGUCGGAAAAAUUUAUAGGAGUGUUUAUUCGUCGCCAGCCAUUGUUGAUAAUAAAAGACUUGGACAUCCUUAAAGAUAUAUUCAUCAGAGACUUUUCAAAGUUUCCCGAUAGGGGACUCAAGACUUUCGAGCACGCGGAGCCACUAUCGCAGCACUUGGUGAAUCUAGAGCACACGAAAUGGCGGCCACUGAGACACAAACUAUCCCCUGCUUUCACUUCAGGAAAACUGAAGGAAAUGUUCUAUCUAUUGGAAGAAUGCGGGGACAAGUUCAAGGUCUAUGUCGACAAAAUGGUGGCUGAAAAACAUGCGGAAGGAAUAAUCGAGGUUAGAGAUUUGACUGCACGAUUUACGACAGACGUUAUAGGGACGUGCGCAUUUGGACUGCAACUGAAUGCAAUGGCGGAUGAAGAGAGCGAAUUCCGCAAAAUGGGAAAGUACGUUUUUCACAUUGACUGGAAGAAGCUCAUCAGAUUUAGGAUCCGAGAGGGCGCUCCUUGGCUGUACAAGCUGCUGGCACCUAUUAUGCAUGAUAGCAAGGUUACUAAAUUCUUUACGAGUAUUAUGAAGGAAACUAUUGCUUACAGGAAGGCCAACAAGAUCGUAAAACAUGAUUUUAUUGAUUUGAUAAUGGAGCUACAAGAUAAUCCCGAAAAAGUGGAUAUCAAACUUACUGACACCCUGCUUACGUCUCAGUUGUUUGUGUUUUUUUUGGCUGGGUUCGAGACUUCUUCGACGACGAUGAGCAACGCGCUUUAUGAAUUAGCGCAGCAUCAUGAUUAUCAGGAUAGGUUGAGGGAAGAAAUCAAAGUAGCCAUUGAAGGAAACGAAGGAAAGCUGAGUUAUGAGCUCGUUAAAAACAUGAAGAUUAUGGAUAUGGUAUUUAAAGAAACAUUGAGAAAAUAUCCACCAGCAACAUUCUUGGUAAGACGUGCAGACGCGAACUACACGUUUAGUAAUACGAAUGUCACAAUAAGAAAGGACAUAAGAGUAAUGAUUCCCGUGAUGGCGAUUCAUCGCGAUCCAGCGAUUUACAGAGAUCCUGAGCGGUUCGAUCCUGAAAGAUUUUCUGAUGACGAAGUUGCAAAGAGACAUCCUAUGAGUUUUCUCGCUUUUGGCGACGGACCGCGGAAUUGUAUUGGUGCGAGAUUUGCGAAUCAUCAAACUAAAGUUGGUCUCAUUAAAAUUCUCCAGCAUUUCAAAGUAGACGUGUGUAAAAAAACAGAAAUACCUUAUGAAGUAAAUCCUCGAAGUUUUUUGCUGGCUCCAAAAAAUGGAAUUUAUUUACAAUUUUCUAAAAUUUAAGUUUUUAUGUUUAUAUUAAGAGUAGUAUCAUUGAUUUAACGUUUUGUCACUAAAAAUGAUUAAUAAAUUUAUAAAUAUGUAACUGGAUUUUAAAUCAGAGAAGAUAGUUAUGCAUUUUCUCCCCUCCGGGC